Ruditapes philippinarum (Manila clam) is the source of this 1243-nucleotide messenger RNA. RefSeq names its product cAMP-dependent protein kinase type II regulatory subunit-like. NCBI's taxonomy places the organism in Eukaryota, Metazoa, Mollusca, Bivalvia, Venerida, Veneridae. Gene Ontology annotation, molecular function: cAMP-dependent protein kinase regulator activity. Gene Ontology annotation, biological process: regulation of protein phosphorylation. Gene Ontology annotation, cellular component: cAMP-dependent protein kinase complex. The record is from RefSeq and is a predicted model, not a curated record.
UAGCGCAAGACUGCAUUUCAGACGACAUGAAAUUUUCGAAAAGUAGUUUUUAACAGUAGGGUAUAAUUGUAUUUCUAAACAUUCUCUCCUCUUACAGUAACAGCAAAAAUAAAUCUUUAGUAAAGACUUUUGUCAACUUGGUUAUCAAAGACGAGUUGUUUGGCCAAUUGUGGAUUUCUUACAAAGUACACUAUUGAUAACCGCGGAAGAAUAUAAUCGUGCGUUGACGUCAAUCGUGAGAAGUGCACGACUGUUAGGUUGGUCUGUAACCAAUAUUUAUUUGUCAACUGGAACUUUACAUGUAUUAAAAUACAUGACUGUAGUUUAAGCUCGGAAUUGCAUUGCAUUGGAUAAUAAAAUGAGCUUCGAAAUUCCAGACGGAUUAACUGAUCUCCUUCAAGAUUUUACAGUUGCAGUAUUGAAAGAGAGGCCACCAGAUUUGGUGAAGUUUGCAGCUGAAUAUUUCAACAAACUAAAUGACAAGAAGAGUGAUGAUCAAAAUGAAAAAGGCAGAGGUGUUAGAUUUGCAGAAUCAGAGCCCAUGCAAACUGAUGAAAGUGAUGAUGAACCUAUGAUAGAACCCCCACCAACCAGAUUUGCAAGAAGAAAAUCAGUAUCGGCAGAAAGGUAUGACCCGGAGGCAGACGAAGAGGAGGGGAACCAAAAGAUUGUUCAUCCAAAGUCAGAUGAGCAGAGAAAUCGACUGAGUGCAGCUGUAAAACCCAUCUUCCUUUUUAGAUCAUUAGAACCAGAACAAAUGAACUGUGUAUUAGAUGCCAUGUUUGAAAAGAAGGUGACACCAGGAGAACAUGUUAUAGAUCAAGGUGAUGAUGGUGACAAUUUUUAUGUUAUUGACAGUGGUACAUAUGACAUAUUUGUAGACAACAAACUAGUUGGUAAAUAUGACAGUUCUGGCAGUUUUGGUGAGCUAGCCCUCAUGUACAAUAUGCCCAGAGCGGCUACUAUAGUUGCCACUAGUGAAGGCUCUUUAUGGGCAAUGGAUCGACUCACAUUUAGAAGAAUAGUACUGAAAAAUGCAUACGAGAAACGAAAGGUAUACGAAACACUGCUGGAAAAUACACCCAUGCUGAAGACAUUAGAGCCAUAUGAAAGGAUGAACAUUGCUGAUGCAUUAUUUUCAAAGACAUAUGAAGAGGGUAGUGUUAUAAUUAAACAGGGGGAUAGUGCUGAUUGUAUGUAUUUUAUUGAGGAAGGUGAAGCAAGAGUCACAGUGAAAAAUAUG